GCCGACCAAUUGGGCGUGAAGGGAAGGGCCGGGCAGCGCUCAACCUGGCGUCUGGAGUUUAGUCCCCGCGCUGCUGUGGGCGAGGCUGGGUCUGUUUCUAGGGUCGCAGUGACUGCUGUCGCAUCGGGAUCUUGAUCGUGAUGGGUACAAAGGCGAAAGUCGGCAGCACAGAGUUGCUUCUCUUCACGUCGAUGAUCCUGUGCUUCCUGGCAUUGGGCAGGGGUGCGGUGCAAACUUAUGAACCGGUAGUCAGAGUUCCUGAGCAUAAACCUGCCAAGCUGUCCUGCUCCUACUCGGGCUUCUCCUCGCCCCGUGUGGAGUGGAAGUUUACCCAUGGGGAUAUCAGAGGUCUCGUUUGCUAUAACAACAAAAUCACAGCUUCCUAUGAGAACCGAGUUAGCUUCUUGAAUGGUGGCAUCACCUUCCAGUCUGUGACCCGGAAAGACACGGGGAUGUAUACCUGUAUGGUCUCUGAUGAAGGCGGCAACACCUAUGGGGAGGUCACAGUCCAGCUCAUCGUGCUCGUGCCUCCAUCCAAGCCUACGAUCAACGUCCCCUCUUCUGUUACCAUUGGAACCCGAGCAGUGCUGACCUGCUCAGAGAAAGACGGUUCCCCACCAUCUGAAUACAAGUGGUUCAAGGAUGGGGUAGAGAUGCCCGUGGAACCCAAGAGCAACCGAGCCUUCAGCAACUCUUCCUAUACCCUGAACCCCAAGACAGGGGAGUUGACCUUUGAUCCCGUGUCGGCCUCUGAUACUGGAGAUUUCACUUGUGAGGCGCAGAAUGGCUAUGAGUCACCCAUGAGGUCGGACACCGUGCACAUGGAUGCUGUGGAGCUCAAUGUCGGGGGCAUCGUGGCAGCUGUCCUCGUAACGCUCAUUCUCCUGGGAGCCUUGAUUUUUGGCAUCUGGUUCAGCUAUAGCCGAGGCUACUUUGACAGAGCAAAGAAAGGGACCUCCAAUAAGAAGGUCAUUUACAGCCAGCCCAGUGCUCGAAGUGAACGGGAGUUCAGGCAGACCUCGUCCUUCUUGGUGUGACCCUGGUCCGGCUUCUCUCCUGUCCUCAGUGCUUGCCUUACUCAGGUGCUACCAGACUCUGGCCCCUGAUGUCUAUAGUUUCACAGGAUGCCUUAUUUGUCUUCGAACCCCAUCAGGGGCCCCCACUUUUAUCUUAGGUUGUGUUUUGUAAUAAUUUCAGCCAUGUGCACCUUCCUGCCUUUCCCACCACUGCUGAGUGGCCUGGGACUUGUUUAAAGCCUUCUUGUCCCAGCCCCACAAGGGAUCAGAGAGAAGUCCUGACUCAUGCCUGCUGACCACAAGUAGACCACAGGAGCAGUGGGGUCCUCACUGCCCCCUGCAUGUAGUGGUUCUCAGAUGGGACUCUGGAGCCUGGCUUCUUGACUCUUCCCUGCCAUGCUGAGGACGGGUAACAGCUGUUCUAGAGUCGGGGCUGGAGACUGGGAGCAGCUAAAAUGGUUGUUUGGAAACAAAGUCAAGUCUCUUCCACCUCUGCAGCCCACUUUCUUCUGUCUUCCAUGGGAAGUGCCACUGGGAUCCUCCUGCACCAUCCUCUUCCCGAACACAAGCAGACUGACAGCUAUGUCUGUAGGGAAAACAAGAACUUUUUUUGUGGGAAGCCUAGUAAACUUUCAGAACACA
This is a messenger RNA of Cervus elaphus (red deer), 1658 nucleotides long. It is a transcript of the gene F11R, whose product is annotated as F11 receptor. The record is from RefSeq and is a predicted model, not a curated record. The coding region runs from base 141 to 1037 and encodes 298 amino acids. The transcript has 10 exons. NCBI's taxonomy places the organism in Eukaryota, Metazoa, Chordata, Mammalia, Artiodactyla, Cervidae. Gene Ontology annotation, biological process: establishment of endothelial intestinal barrier; cell adhesion; intestinal absorption. Gene Ontology annotation, cellular component: bicellular tight junction.